Messenger RNA from Durio zibethinus, 2334 nucleotides. Its product is annotated as LEAF RUST 10 DISEASE-RESISTANCE LOCUS RECEPTOR-LIKE PROTEIN KINASE-like 1.2. The record is from RefSeq and is a predicted model, not a curated record. Gene Ontology annotation, biological process: protein phosphorylation. Gene Ontology annotation, molecular function: ATP binding; protein kinase activity; polysaccharide binding. Lineage: Eukaryota; Viridiplantae; Streptophyta; Magnoliopsida; Malvales; Malvaceae.
UUUCUUUCUUUCCAUCUCAUGUAAAAUUCUAAGUGUGUAACUUGCCAAUUAACUCCCUCCAACCCAAUGGUCUAUUUUCUUUGGAAAAGAUAGCACUCGAAAUUUGUUGAUCUCCAUAGCUUAGCUUCGCAUUACUAAAUCUAUAAACCUUUCACUUGAAACUAUUCACUUGUUUCAUGAACCUCCUCCAGCAUGGAUGCCUUCUUCCUUUUACCCUCUUCCUUCUCAAUCAUCUCCAUCUUCCUUCUCUUAAAUUUUUUUGAAGUAUCUUAUGCCCUGGAUGAUCUUCACUUUACUGGAUGCAGUCCAUUUAACUGUGGAAACCUACGGAAUUUUUCAUAUCCUUUCUGGACCGAUGAUCAACAACGACCUUCAUAUUGCGGCUAUGAUUCUGAAGAGUUCAAACUCAAGUGCAUUCAGAAUCAGCCACCUGUCAUGACUAUGAGUUCCCAGGAAUUCCUAGUGCUGUACCUCAAUUCGUCUCAUGGUUUGAUAACAAUCCAACGGGUGGAAUUCGAAGAAAAUACUUGUCCUCAGGAGGUUUUGAUAAAUAAUUCUUUUAAUUAUUCUGACACAGCCGAAAACAUUACUCUUUCUUAUGGCUGCCAAAGCGGGGAAUUAACAAAUCAUAGUUUCACUUGCAAAAAAGAUGGAAGUGAAACGUUUGCUAUGUUGUUUAAGAGCAAUGAAAGUGAAUGUGAUGGUGAAAAAGUUGAAAUUCCUAUUGGGAACAAGGCUUUCGAUGAAUUCAUGCGUGGAAUUGCCGCUCUGAAUGAAACUUUAGUUCAACCGUUUGAUAUUAAAUACUUUGCAUACGAUCACUAUUGCAGGCAAUGCAAGCAUUCGGGCGGAAGAUGUGGAUCCAACAAAACUUCACCGGGAACAUUUGUCUGCUACUGUCGUGAUCGUCCUUAUCAACUUAUAUGCAAACGCAGCGAACCUGACCGGAAUGAUUUUAACUUGGGAGCAAAGCUGGCCAUCGGUUUUGGUGCGGCGAUUGGAGGCUUAAUAAUCUCGAGCAUCGUCUUCUAUUACAGGCCGCACCGUCGCCAUGGAAGGAUGUUUUUUAAAUCAUCAUGUGUAUCCGGAAAGAGUUCUUUUGACCGCUCUUUCAUGAUGGAUCCUGAGAUGGGUGAUAGCUUUGCUGGCAUCCAUCUCUUCUCCUAUAACGAACUUGAAGAAGCUACCAACAGUUUUGAUUCUGAUAUGGAAGUUGGUGAUGGAGGCUUUGGAACUGUAUAUUAUGGCAAACUUCGGGAUGGGCGUGCUGUUGCUGUUAAACGCUUAUAUGAAAACAACUACAAACGAGUUGAGCAAUUCAUGAAUGAAGUUGAGAUCCUAAGUCGAUUGCGCCAUCAAAAUCUUGUCUCACUUUAUGGAUGCACCUCUCGCCACAGUAGGGAACUCUUGCUUGUAUAUGAAUAUGUUCCCAAUGGAACUGUUGCUGACCACCUUCAUGGUCAACGUGCUAAACCCGGUGCACUCUCUUGGCCCAUUCGCUUAGAGAUAGCCAUAGAGACUGCAAAUGCAUUGAGAUAUCUCCAUGCUUCUGAUACUAUCCACCGUGAUGUGAAAACCAACAAUAUUCUCCUCGACGACAAUUUUAUUGUUAAGGUUGCAGAUUUUGGACUGUCUCGUCUCUUUCCAACAAAUGUUACCCAUAUUUCCACUGCUCCACAAGGGACUCCUGGUUACGUGGAUCCAGAAUAUCACCAGUGCUACCAGCUUACUGAUAAGAGUGAUGUCUUUAGCUUUGGGGUUGUACUGAUUGAACUAAUAUCAUCAAAACCAGCCGUUGAUAUCACAAGGCACCGCCAUGAGAUUAACUUGUCGAAUAUGGCCAUCAAUAAGAUUCAAAACCGAGCAUUGCAUGACCUAGUGGAUCCAUCUCUUGGGUUUGAAUCAGACUACAAGGUUAGGAAAAUGAUAACUGGAGUGGCAGAGGUGGCAUUCCAGUGCCUGCAACAUGAGAAAGACAUGAGGCCGACCAUGGCACAAGUGUUGGAGGCUCUAAUGGGUUUACAAAAUGAGGAUUACGAUAAAGGAAAGGCAGAAGAGAUGGAUAUUUCAACAGACGAGGUUGGGUUGUUGAAGAGUGAAGCACAGCCUCCUUCUCCAGAUUCUGUGGAGAUAAAAUGGGUUAGCAGCUUUACAACACUGAGUAUAGGUAACAAUAAAGAAAAGGCAGAAGAGAUGGAUAUUUCAGCAGAUGAGGUUGGGUUGUUGAAGAGUGGACCACUGCCUCAUUCUCCAGAUUCUGUGAUGAUAAAAUGGGUUAGCAGCUCUACAACACCAAGUAUGAGUCACUAAAUAUCCAGGCAUAUAUAGAAGAGA